UUGAUGCUCAACUACAGGCAAGGGUUUAAGAAUCCAGACAGUAUCAAUGGCGAAAUCUCAGCUAACAAUGAUCCACCCAUGGUUUCUCGAUCUCGUACCUCUCGUGGUUGUUCUUCUCAUUGUUGCUCACGUCCUCGCUCUGGUUUAUUGGGUUUACAGACUAGCAACUGAUAAGCAGCCUGGAAGAACUAAGAGGCACUAAGCAAGCAGUGAACAGUUUACGGAAAUUUUAAAAGAGGCAAUCUCUUUACCGGAUUCGUUCAUUUUUACUGAGUUCCUAUGCAAGUUCACUUGGAGGAGAUUCGCAGGUUCUUGUGUAACAGUUUACACGUGAUCAAUUCUUGAUAGCUUCAUUGUUUGAGGUCUGUGGGGGAUAUAUGUUGACGAAUGUAAACUAACAACUAUAGUUGGAUGAUAAUCGCUGUACCAUAUCUGUAUGUGUUUCUGGAUGCUAAGUAGAUCUUUACCCGUUCUUCUAAAAUGUAUGUUGUCAUGUGAAUUUUAGUUCGUAUGUAGUGCUGCAUUUAUAAAUGGAAUUCCUUACUGGCUUCCUCAUCAA
Messenger RNA from Salvia hispanica, 559 nucleotides. RefSeq lists its product as uncharacterized. The record is from RefSeq and is a predicted model, not a curated record. Lineage: Eukaryota; Viridiplantae; Streptophyta; Magnoliopsida; Lamiales; Lamiaceae.